Hypoxylon fragiforme is the source of this 3183-nucleotide messenger RNA. RefSeq lists its product as uncharacterized. The record is from RefSeq and is a predicted model, not a curated record. Bases 399 to 3074 code for a protein of 891 amino acids. The transcript has 2 exons. Lineage: Eukaryota; Fungi; Ascomycota; Sordariomycetes; Xylariales; Hypoxylaceae.
UCGCCCUCAAAGCUAUUUCCCAAUAGUCGUUUGGCCAAUAGCCAAUAUCGUGGCUCUUUGCUUCGGGCUUCAUAACUUGGAGCCUUAUACUUGACUCAAUUCCCCCAAGCUCUUUUUGGGAACUUUGGAUAUACGAACUUCCAACUCAACUGUUACUAUUGCCUCUUGCCUCUUGCCUCUCGCCUGUUCCGGUUCCCUGCAAGAAACGGUGCGGCUAAUUGCAGUGGAUGGUGGGAGUUGAUUCGUCCGCCUCGUUUUCACUACACUGAACAGAUUUUCUCAGACGGACACCCUUUUUAACAUUCACACAACUUUACAUUGGUGCCCACGAGACUUACGAGGCUCACAAACUAACUACCGUAACUUUUAAAAUAUACCCAGAGUAGCCAUAUCCUCCCAUGCCGCGAAUGCAUACGGCCUCUACUCCGCCGCCCCAGGCAUCGGGGUCAAAGCCUGGUGCGGGCUCUACGUCCUACCCGCCUCUACCAGCGUCGCCGACUCUGACUAACCCGGAUAUGAUAUUACCCGAUUACGAUGAUACUUUCUCUUCGCCGGAUAGAUCACAAUCCCCCUUGACAAUGUGGAAGAAUUCACAUAUUGCUCAAAUGGGCUUUGACCUGACCCCCCAGGCCUUCACCGGACCCGUCACUCCCACCACUCCCAUCACACCUAUCAUCUAUGGGAACGGAACAAUGUUGUCAGAUAUUGGCGAGGUCACCGAAGUCGAGAGCACUUGCCCGGACAAGCCGCGUCGAAGGCUCCCACGUAACGACGGCUCAACACAACAGGCUUCCAUGGGGCUCCACGAGACGUUACAGAAGAAGGAUUCAAAAAUCAAUCGCGAAAGGAGAUUGUCGAUGGAAUCAACAAGUACUAUCACUAUUAGUGACCACCCAGCUCCUUUCGCAGAUUUUGAUGAUGCUGUUAGUGUCGAUGACAGCGUUUUUCAAGGCGACGACGAAGAAAGCGUUGCCGACUCGUUUUUUGACGAGGCGUAUGCUAAGAAAUACGCUGCGCCAGUCAGGACACGUACAAAGUCUCAAGAAGACCGGUACUCGAAUGAGCUGAGCCGAAGAGCCGAGGAGAUUCUGGCAAAUGCCAAGCGGAGGUUGACGACCAUGGAAGGCAAUUUAAGUCGGGCACGCACAUCUCUCUACUCCCCAACAUCCGAUGGGUCAGGCUCGACACCCUCACCACCUAUAGCUAGACCCACUACUGCGAUCCAACGUGGCCAGCAUGAAAGCAAUAAUCGUCAGAGCACACAUGGGCACACCAGAAUAUCCAGCGAGAGCAAUAUCCCGACACUCCCACCCGAUAUUAUGAAGCCAGGCAUGUUCAUUCCGAGAUCUUCGAGUGCUUUAGGCGCGGCAGGUGGAUAUCGACCACCUCUCCACAGCCCCCUCGGUGCCGAUGCAGCUCAUGAAAGCGCGAAAAAUAGUUCGAGAGAAGGCCUAUUAUAUAGCAGCUCGAGUUUCGCCAGGAGUAAAACAUCGCUACAUGUGAGAGAGCAUGCGCUUGAGCCGCUAGACGAAGAUAAUGUCUCCGAGAGCGUGGGCUCUUCGAGGCCGAGCCUGGAAAAUUCUAGGUUUGAUACUUUCUUGAGCCCAACGUUCGGGUCUUACUCAGAGAAAGGGCUGAAGAGAUCAGCAUCAACGGCGCAGAUGCGAGAUCUGAAAGACCAAAUGAAUGAUCUGAAGGGUCGCUUGUCAACACUAAGAGACCAGGCUCGGGCAGAUAGUCUAAAGCGCAGGAGUCUUCAGAGCCUACGUACACCCAGUCCUUUCACGCAUGCUCGUGUUGAUCAGUGGUAUGUAGAUGGAUCUAAAAAUGAGGGCAGUGGCUCGGUCACCAGUGAAUCUAAAUCGCAGCUGUCAAAUGGUAUUGCCUUGAGUGUUAACGGGGGCGAGAGCAACUUGGUAGCCAAACAGAUGGCAGUUGAGGUUGAUGAACGAUUGGUGCCCAACGGACACUCAUAUUCUGAGGACGAGACCUCGGUGAAGUCAAACGAUAAUGAGAAAAUCGUACAUUCAAUCGAAGGCGAUAAUUCGUCGAUCCCCAAUUCGGCGGAAGACGACCUCGACGACAUGAGGACCGAGGAUGGCUAUGAGCAAGAUGAUAAUGAGGUGGAGCUGGAAGAUGAUGAAGAUUUCGAAGCAGAAGAACUCACCGAGUCAGUGAUUGGAAGUGAGGAAAGCGAGGAGGAUGUAAUAGACGAUGGUGCGAGCGAGAGUGAUGCAUCUUCGUACUACGAUACCCUUCAAAACCAACUAUCUCACGAAGAUCGUGAAGAUGCCUUCGACUACGAACACUUUUUCCUACACAGUGCAAUGGGUAGCAUGAGCCGGAAGAAAAGGAGCGAUAGCCAGGGCAGCUUUAGCUCCGAAGAUUCGGUGGAAACAACUCGAGGACCAGCUGCAUCUGCUAACGCGAGACCGGCUCGUUCCCGUAGAGCUAGUGUGGGUUCCGUCUCGUCGGUGGAAUCAUUUGCAACGGCCACGGAGGGUAGGAGCACAAGAGCAGAAAAUGAAGCUGCGGAGGUAUAUCUCGAACAUGGUGUGAUAGUGCCCAAGCGCUCUUGGGCCCAUACACCGGAUAUGGCAAGACGGUCCGGCUUUUCGACCGCCGAAACGAGUGAUUCCGGUUCCGACAAGAGCCGGUUCCAACCGGCGAACAUCCGUCGGCCGCAGAGUAGUGCUGCAGCAUUUAUGCAUCGGCCCUCGGUGUCAUCUUUUGAUUCCAGCAAAACCCACAGAAGCUUCCCCCUAGUCAACAAACCGAAGAUCAACGGAGGCAUCCUGACCCCUCGAGAUUCACCAGAUCGAGACUUGUCACAAAUAUCGGAGAGUCUGAUGGACGAGACCUUCCACAGCGCCCAGAGUGAUGAUAGUAAGGCAGUUUCUAUCGACAUGCUGCAGAAGGACGACCGAAUACUUGUUGAUCGACUAGUCGCGAGUCUUGGUCAAUGCGUGCUCGGCCUAGGUGAAUCUGGACGUGGUUCACCCGAUUACCGAGCGUACCGAAGGAAAAUUGAGGCGGCUCGUCGUGCCUUGGAGAGCUUGGACGAGUCCAUGUAAUUUUUAAUGUCUAUCUACUUACCCGAUUAGGCGUUUGCGGAUUAUACCAUUUGACGGGCGUGCGUGUGCUUAUCAUUGCGCAAAAGGAUUUUGGAGUCUUAAGAGUUUU